Molecule: messenger RNA, 1318 nt
Organism: Liolophura sinensis
Lineage: Eukaryota; Metazoa; Mollusca; Polyplacophora; Chitonida; Chitonidae
Product: isopentenyl-diphosphate Delta-isomerase 1-like
Exons: 6
Coding region: 17-862 (281 amino acids)
Biological process (GO): isopentenyl diphosphate biosynthetic process; isoprenoid biosynthetic process
Cellular component (GO): cytoplasm
Molecular function (GO): isopentenyl-diphosphate delta-isomerase activity
Source: RefSeq, a predicted model, not a curated record
GCGUGAUGUCUGAAACAUGAAUGAGAUCAUUUUUGCUGCCAAUCGUCUGCUCAGUAGAACAUCCAGUCUGAUAACAACCUCCCAAACGCUCAGGAACGCACUUGUUCUAUCAUUCUGCCGGAAAAUUUCUUUGAAAAGUGACUACAAAUCCCCCGUUAAGAUGUCAUCAGACGAGCAGCUGUUCAAAGGCUUGGAUCAGACACAGAUAGAGUUGAUGAAAGAGGAAUGUAUACUUGUGGAUGAGAAUGACAAAAACAUUGGAUCUGCCUCCAAAAAAGUCUGUCACCUGCUGGAAAAUAUCAAUAAGGGAAUGCUACAUCGAGCGUUUAGUGUUUUUUUAUUCAACACUAAGGGGGAGUUACUCUUACAGCAGAGAGCAAAUGAGAAAAUCACAUUUCCAGACCACUUCACAAACACGUGUUGUAGUCACCCGCUGAAUUACACCUCCGAGUUGGACGAGACAGACGCCAUCGGUGUGAGGAGAGCAGCUCAGCGGAAGCUCAAACAUGAGCUGGGUAUUGAGCCAGAACAGGUGCCACUGGACGAGUUCCACUACCUGACCAGAAUUCAGUAUAAGUCUUCCAACGUACCAAACGAUGGCAGGUGGGGGGAACAUGAGAUAGACUACAUCCUGUUCAUACAGCGAGAUGUGGAUGUGGUGCCAAACCUCAAUGAAGUGAGCAGUUACAGAUACGUCAGCAAGGAGGGACUCAAGAAAUUUGUUGAAGCAGCAGACGCAGAUGGAAUUUUGCUGACCCCAUGGUUCAAACUGAUCGUGAAGACGUUCUUGUUUAAGUGGUGGGACAAACUGGACGACUUAAAAAGUCAAGAAGACCAUAAAACCAUACAUAGGAUGUCAUGAUAAAGAGCUAGACUACACCUUUAGAUAACAUACUGUGAAUGACGUCAAAUUAAAUACAGUACUUCCUUUUUUCCUGUUUCUGAAACUUCUUCUGAUCUUAAAAAGGUGUUUUGGUGUUUGUUUGGUAAUAAGGAUGAUAUUAUGGGAAAAAUUUCUUUCAGUUCUUAAACUAAAAUUUGAUGAAAUUUAUUUGCAUUGAAAAAUGCAGUUUUGGGGUGACCUUUCAUGUCAUUUACAGUAAUGAUUGUGUCGUAUCUUUUCAAAUCAAAUGAGCACAGGUAAAAUCAUUUUUGCUGACGUUGAAAAUACAUGCGUUUUAAUUUGAUGAGGAAAUAAACAUAAACAUGUGGUUAUCAUCAUAUUGAAACAGGGGGCCCUCCGUGGCUCAGUUGGUUAGCACGCUAGCGCAGCAUAAUGACCCAGGAGCCUCUCACCAAUGCGGUCGCUGUGAGUUCA